CAGUACUUACUUUUUAGUUUUUGCUGCUGUAGCCGCUUAUACAGUGUAGCGGUUUGCAAAUAUAAACUGAUAAACAAAACUCUUCCUCUGCUAGUCUGUUUUACGUAAGUUCGUAUUAAUUUUAACUUUUGCACCGACUGGAAGCGGUGAGCUGAAAAAGAAUCCCACUUAAGACGGCGGUGAGCCAAAUGAGAGAAGUAACACCGUAAUCUGUCGCAGACUAUCGGUUGGAGUUGAAAAAAGUGAUCCUCAUUCCUCACUCAUUGUCAGCAGCACCAUGUGCGACCGCGUAACUCAAGUGCAGGACCAGAUCAAUCAGGUCGCGGAGCACAUGUGCAAUGCCGUAGGAAUGCUGCAGCAGACCGCACUACCUUCUGUGCUGCCUGGGCGUUUGGAACUGCUUUCCACGCCUGCCAAGGGUGAAGCGUCAAACUUCAGCGCAAAAGAUCUGCCGUUUCUCUUUGCCAGUUUAAUAACAAAGUCUAUCAAAGAGAUGGAUUUACUUAUAAAUUUGCUGCCUUCUGAACCUGGCGCGAAGGAAAACAUGGAUGAUGUCAUAAAGCGCCUAGACCGGGAAAACCGGGAAUCGGUUACCAUACUUCAGCAGUCUAUCGGCCUCAGCGAAUUAUUCCUGGCGCAAAUUCAGAAAGCCAUAAACGAUAUUGCGGAAUGCGAGAUGGAAAUAGAUCGUCGAAAAGUUUAAUUUCUGUCUAACUGUUUCCGCUCUUUUCCAGUUUUGUCUUUCAAAUGGCUGUGAAUGGUAGCUCUUUACUUGAUUGUUUUCAAGGCGAGUUACUAGCUUUUACCAGUUGCCAUUGGGCACUGGUAAUAUCGUUUUAUCCCGAAACAAAACAGACACCACUG
Messenger RNA from Paramacrobiotus metropolitanus, 864 nucleotides. RefSeq names its product mediator of RNA polymerase II transcription subunit 21-like. The transcript has 5 exons. Gene Ontology annotation, biological process: regulation of transcription by RNA polymerase II. The record is from RefSeq and is a predicted model, not a curated record. Bases 278 to 703 code for a protein of 141 amino acids. Gene Ontology annotation, molecular function: transcription coregulator activity. Lineage: Eukaryota; Metazoa; Tardigrada; Eutardigrada; Parachela; Macrobiotidae. Gene Ontology annotation, cellular component: mediator complex.